AUGGAGGAUUUAGUAAGAAAAAAAACUUCUGCGAUUAGAGGAAAAAUAGCUGUUAUUUGUAAUUCUCUUGGUUUUAUACAUGAAGGUGAAUAUUUGAUGGAGCCUUAUUGUAUUGAAGGAAUUAAAGAAUUAAUAAGACUUUUAAAGAGAGAUGAUAACACACACAUUAGUCGCCGGUGUUUGGGAGAGGUAAAUAUUGUUAAACAUCAUUUAAUUCAUAUAAUUAAAAAUUGCAAAUCAGACAUGGCAGACUUAUUCAGUGCUACUCUUCGAUUGCUCAUAAAUGUAACUACUCCAGCAGCUUUACUCUAUGGCGAAGAAAUUCCUCAGGAUAAAAAUGACAGGCAUAUAUAUUUGACGCUAAUAGAACAUGAUCAGAGUUACAAGUAUUCUUUUGAAGAUGUAGAAUUUUGGAAUAAAAUAUGUUGCAAAUUAACAAAUUUAAUUGAAAUAAAUUGGAUUGAAAGAUCCACAGAUGAAACUAUUGAAAUUGAAAGAAUACUUACUCUUUUACGAAAUGUUCUUCAAAUCCCCAGAGCUCCAGAGGAUGAAGAAAAAAUUGAUAAUGAUCUCACCAUUCAUGAUAAAGUUUUAAACGCACUAAGACAUUCUCAGAUAUUGGAACUUCUUCUCCUGAUAGUGUCAAAUCCAAAUGAAGAACCUUUUUAUCUCCAUUUAUUAGAAAUUUUCUGCUUUCUUCUUCGUGAGCAUAAUCCAAAAUUACUGGCACAAUGCGAUUUAAGCGAAUCAAAGAUGGAAAUAAAUGAGGAUGUGGACGAUUUAAUGAAAAUCCGGGAAGAAGAAAAAAGUAGUCAAAAAUUUUAUUCUAAUACUAGAAAUUUCAAAUCAACUUUUGUUAUUCAAAAUAUAAAAUCGAUUUCAAAUUUAGAUUUCGUUUCUCAUAAAUCUUUAAACAACUUGGAGGAUUUGGCUUAUCUGACACUUUUGGAAAUUUUACAUUGGAUGGAUUGUUCCAAGAAACCUUUGGUUCGAGCAUUGUCGAGAGAAAUAAAAUCUGAUUUAUUUUACGUUAUGGAAUAUAGAGAAAUGACAUUAAGUUUAUUCAUGAAAUUCGAAGCCAAUAAAUUUUCCAUAACAUAUUUGAAAACGCUCAUUCAAACGGCACAUUUAUUUAUCAAACUUCUUGAAGAAUUUUCAAAAAGUUCUAAAUUGAUUGUGCAAAAGAUUUCAAAAGUCAGAAAAAAAAGAAAAGGAAAAAAGUCGAAAGUGGAAAAAAAUAAUAUUCCGAUUAAUAAAGAACAAAUUUGGGAAAAAAUUUGUGAUGAUUUACAAAACUUAAUGGCAUCCGAUACGCCAAUACCCGACAUAUCACCCUUUGAUGCCACUUUGGAUACUCCAAUAGAGGAACAAAAAGAAAGAGCGAUGAAAAAUAUUCAAAAAUCUCUACAUCUUAGAAAUAUUAACGAAGCUCUUGGAUUAUUCAGGAGUUCUAGGCAAGUGUGGCCGGAAAAUGAUUGUUUUGGUAACGAAAAUAUGACGAUCGAAGAGGAAUUAUCUGCCCUUAAAGAAAUUUGCCUCGCCGAUUUAUUAAAUGAAGAUAAUGUAAUUGAAAAUAAUAAGCCCCCAGUUUCAGAAGAAGAAGAAGACGACGACGACGACAACAACACGGGGAAUAGUAGCGAUAGUGAUGAAGCACCCAUAAAGAUAACAGAACAAGAUUUUAACAUGCAGGAUUUUAAAAGACGGUUGGUACAUAAAAAGGUAGUUGAAAUAUGUGGCCUUUUAUUGAAAAAUUACAAAAAUAAUUCUGAUCACGUCAAUCAUUGUGCAGUUAAACUCCUUCAUCGAAUAGGUUGGGAUUGUAAUAUGCCUGCCAUGCUUUAUCAAGCAUCUUUGUUUCAAACUUUAUUAAAUAUCAUGAAUGAUAAACACCGAAAUUACAGUGAAAUGAAUACGUUCACGAUAAAUUUAUUUCAAAAGUUUCGAAAACAUGCCAGCGAAAACAGUAUAGUUUUUUUGGAAUUAUUGUUUUGGAAAGAUUAUUCCGUUGCAUUAGAAAUUCAAAAUAAAUAUGUCGAUUACGGAGGAGAAACAAUGACAGGAACCAAGGGAAAAAGGUCUAAAAAAAAAUUAAAGACGGAUGAAAACAGUAAAUCAAAGAAAAAAAGUAAGAAGAAAAUGGAAGAGGAAGAAAGUUUUCCGACUGGUUUAGAAAUUCCUGAUACAGAACUUGAGGGGGGGCCUACAGAUGUCGAAUUAGAAUCAAAUGACCCUCAAAAAGAAAUUUUUGAAAUGGAUUCGUUGAAAACAGGAGAUUCACUUUUCAAAGAGGAAAAUUUUAUUGAAAAUGAUAUUUUAAUCAAAGAGAAAAUCAACGAUUUUGAUGAUAUUUUACCCGUUAAAAAUGGAACGGAAAUAGAUGGUACCCAUAGUGAUGGUACCCAUAGUGAUGAUGGUUCGAUUAAUAAUAAAUUUGAUGACAAGAUAAUUUUUAAAUCUAAAAAAAGAAGAAGGUUGAUAUCGUCGGAUGAUUCAAAUUCUGAUGGUGAAAAUUAUGUGGAAAAGAAAAAAACACUUGUUAUUGAUUCAGAUUCUAAUUAA
Messenger RNA from Pediculus humanus corporis (human body louse), 2562 nucleotides. RefSeq names its product timeless, putative. Gene Ontology annotation, biological process: DNA replication checkpoint signaling; DNA repair; replication fork arrest. The transcript has 3 exons. The coding region runs from base 1 to 2562 and encodes 853 amino acids. Gene Ontology annotation, cellular component: replication fork protection complex. Gene Ontology annotation, molecular function: DNA binding. The record is from RefSeq and is a predicted model, not a curated record. NCBI's taxonomy places the organism in Eukaryota, Metazoa, Arthropoda, Insecta, Psocodea, Pediculidae.